AUGAAGUUCACAGUAAUCACAGUGUUUGUGUUAACGUUAAUAGCUUCGGAGAACAAUGGAGACAUUACUACCCGUCAUACUAACGUUAAAUGUGAAGCAUUUGACAAAUUAUAUUUAGAGGUGGUUACAUGCCGUCUGAAAGUCUUGGGACGUGGCAUCAUCGCCGAGAAUAUACACUUUAAAAUCUUAAAACUUCCUAUUCGCAAUAUUACGAUCAAUUUUAGCGUAUAUAAGAAAUUGUCGGGAUACCAUCCGUUUCUAUUCAAUGUUACCUUCGACUUUUGCCACUUUUUAAGGCAUCCGAACCCGUUGAGUGUUUUCCACUUAUUUUACAAGGCUCUGAUGCCAUACACUAAUUUAAACCACACUUGUCCUAUCAACGUAAGUUCUCACGACUUUAUCUUAAAGGACUUUGUUCUGGCCGAUGAAAUGUACGCCAAAAUUCCCUUUCCGAAGGGCAGCUACAUGUUUAGUAUUAGAAUGGCCACCGAGGGUGUGUGGAGGGGCGUUGUUAAUACAUAUUUUGACAUUAAUGUGGACAAUAAUCCAAAUAUACGGUUUUAGAUUAUUUGAACUUAAACUGUACUUGUGAAAUUAAAUAAAAUCAAAAUCGAAAAGGAAAAAUCAUUAAAUAAAAGACUAAAUGUAUGUUUGAUUUCUUCUGCAGCUAAAUCGACAUAGGGCAAGCAAUGAAAAUGGAAUAAGUUGAUAGAACAAAUACCAUACAAAAACUUUGAA
Drosophila rhopaloa is the source of this 738-nucleotide messenger RNA. RefSeq lists its product as uncharacterized. Bases 1 to 564 code for a protein of 187 amino acids. The record is from RefSeq and is a predicted model, not a curated record. The transcript is spliced from 2 exons. Lineage: Eukaryota; Metazoa; Arthropoda; Insecta; Diptera; Drosophilidae.